Molecule: messenger RNA, 2297 nt
Organism: Labrus bergylta (ballan wrasse)
Lineage: Eukaryota; Metazoa; Chordata; Actinopteri; Labriformes; Labridae
Gene: slc67a2
Product: major facilitator superfamily domain containing 9
Biological process (GO): transmembrane transport
Molecular function (GO): transmembrane transporter activity
Source: RefSeq, a predicted model, not a curated record
CAGUGAUUAUUUUUUACAGUAGAGCCGGAUGAACACUUCCGCCUUUGCUUCAGCAGAGUUCACACAAGCGGGAGGAUGAACAACCAGAGAUGUAGCAGCUCAUUCAAGAAGCCAAGAGGACGGACGAGAAUCAUACAAUGUAUCUACGUGGUGGGCUUCAUGGACUUGUUUGGGGUGAGCAUGAUCAUCCCACUUCUGAGCCAUCACGUGAAAGCUCUUGGAGCAAGUCCCUCCGUUGCUGGUGUUGUAGGAUCUACAUAUGGGAUCUUACAGCUCUUCUCCAGCACAAUAGUUGGCAGCUGGAGUGAUGUGGUGGGCCGGCGCUACUCUUUGCUCACCUGUCUGCUGCUGAGCGCGUUCGGCUACGGCCUGCUCGGGAUGUCCACCAGCAUCGCUUUGUUUGUCCUCGCACGAAUACCUGUGGGGCUCUUUAAGCAUUCCCUGUCCGUCUGCAGAGCCCUGCUGUCUGACCUGUCGUCUGACUCAGAGCGCCCUCUGGUGAUGGGACACUUUAACGCGGCCUCCAGCGUCGGCUUCAUCCUGGGUCCUGUUGUUGGCGGCUACCUCACGGAGCACGAAGGCGGCUUUUAUACCUCGUCCUUCAUGUGUGCUGCAAUCUUUCUAAUUAAUGCAGGUCUGGUGUGGAUGCUACCCUGGAGUGAGGCGCUAAUUAUCCGUAAUGCCACCGAUUCCAGCAACAACGCUAGUAAAGGUUGUCAUGACAACAACUGCAGGAAAUCGGUUCAAAACGGCUCUCACGUAAACAAGCACCACCCGGUGUUUGCAGCAGAGACUGUUCCAGCGUCCAGAGCUCCAGAGAAGCACCCAGGUGGUCAUCACACCUGGUGGGAGGCGUCCCUGCUCCAGCCCGUCUGGAAUCAGCUCUCCUCAGUGGGCUCAAAGAUACACAUGGUGGCCUCCUCGGACAUGUGGGACCUCUUCCUUGUGCGUCUCCUGAUGGCCGUAGCUAUCAUGCUUUACUACAGCAACUUCUCUCUGGCAAUGGAGGAGCGUUUCUUUCUCAAACCGAAGGUGACGGGUUAUCUCAUCAGCUACAGCAGCACCUUGGGGGCCCUGGCUGGGUUCCUGGUGGGUCCCGUCACCCAGCUCUACGGGAACAACAUGCCCACUCUGCUGCUUCACUCCACAGUCCUCACCUGCACGCUCAUCUUCCUGUACGCCUCGGCUCCCAGCGUGUGGCAGGUGCUGCUCACCUCCACCUUCUUUGCCAUUUCCACAUCCAUCGGACGGACGUGCAUCACGGACCUGGAGCUGCAGAGAGGAGGGGUCCAGGCCAGCGGGACUCUGAUCGGAGCCGGGCAGUCGGUCACAGCUGUCGGCCGGGUCCUGGCCCCUCUCCUCUCAGGUGUGACUCAGGAGUUCAGCCCCUGUGGUCCCCCCUAUCUAGGAGUGGUGUUAGCCCUCGCCGCCGUGCUUUUACUGCUAAUCAGGAUCCCCAAAUGGGACGGAAGGGGGAUGAUGUUGAAAAUAGACAAACUGGAAAGUCUGAGUAACUGGAUGAAUGUAAGAAGAAAAAAAAAGAAAUCUUCCAAGAAAGAGAAGUGCUCUUCUUUUUUUUUUAAAGAGGCCAGCUCUGAAGAUGUUCAACAGACUCGUAGCGGGGGAAGAUGUUUCCUGCUUGGAACGUGUCUGUAGAUGUAGACGACGUCACAGGGGAAAAAACGGCUCUUCAUCACCAGCAUUGCAGUCCCUUCCCAAAGGAGAGCUGCUCUCGGUGAAGUCAGGGGAUGAGAAGUGAAAUGUGCUUCCUCCCUGUGCGGCGGUUUGAUGAUACUUUAGGCACAUUGCUGCCCGAGAAGAUAUUUUUUAUUUUCAAUGUCUUUCUGUAACCACUUUGUUUUCAAGUCCCUGCUGAUGAUACACGUUUUGUAGUCAUAAAUGACAGGAGACUAUAGGUACUGGUUGGUAAUUAGGCUUCCUGACUGUCCAUAGGUAGAUAACACUGUUUUGUUUUGUUUUUAAAGUUGGUCAUGAUUAGCUGAACUUGUAAUUUUACCUCAAAUCCAGCUGUUUUUCUUCAUCACAAAAAGUUCUUACUGUGGUAAACAAGCAAAUGUUUGAGACUUUUUUACUACACAGAUUUUUCUAUUUAUGUUGGGGUUGUUUUGAAUGGAGAUUUAAAUAUAUAAAAUGGGACUUUUUCAGUUUUAAAUCCAUUAUGAGCACUACCGUCAAGUAUCAGAAGGAAACUUGUAAAAAUGACUAUAAGGAUGUCAGAAAAUCACAAACAGGAUUCUUGCCUGAAACUCACAAGGAAUAAACAACUUCUUUUUUUU